Beauveria bassiana ARSEF 2860 is the source of this 567-nucleotide messenger RNA. RefSeq lists its product as uncharacterized. The transcript is spliced from 2 exons. Bases 1 to 567 code for a protein of 188 amino acids. Lineage: Eukaryota; Fungi; Ascomycota; Sordariomycetes; Hypocreales; Cordycipitaceae. The record is from RefSeq and is a predicted model, not a curated record.
AUGACUCAGACUACAGCUGCUAUUCUGUCCUCAGUACCAGCCUGGUACUUUGACAGCGAAGGAAGAUAUAUCGUCUUUCGGGGAGACGGGACAGGCGAGCUAUGGUGUGCUUGCAACUUCAAUUACUGGAUUGCUGCAGACUUUGAAUGGAAGGUUGCCGAUAACAGCGUUUCUGCUGCUGCUGAUGCGCAGGUUGGCGGGUCUCUGGCCGCUGCAUCCGCAGAUGACGUUGAGAACAGCAGCCAGCUGCAUAUCCAGAUGACGCUGACAAAGCGGCUUCCAGAAAGUGCCCAGACGUCGGUGUUGACAAAGAGUACCUUGGUGAACGAGUUCAGCUUGACUGAUGAGGCGUUCCAAACGAAGACAUACACGGUUCGUGUGGAAAAGGGCCGCUUUGUAGAGCCAAGUCGUGCUCGGUAUGCAAAUGAGUCCUCAAACAAUUUCGACAUGCGCUUGGUUUUUAAUCCAUCACCAUACCCGCCGAAAUCUGCAUGGAAGUCGCUAGAGGGGGGUGUGGAAGACGGCCAGUUUUGGAAUCAUACGCACUUUGUUGCUAGCUCGUCUUAA